Oryza brachyantha (malo sina) is the source of this 2646-nucleotide messenger RNA. Its product is annotated as nucleolar MIF4G domain-containing protein 1. Gene Ontology annotation, cellular component: nucleolus. The record is from RefSeq and is a predicted model, not a curated record. Gene Ontology annotation, biological process: ribosomal small subunit biogenesis. Gene Ontology annotation, molecular function: RNA binding; protein binding. NCBI's taxonomy places the organism in Eukaryota, Viridiplantae, Streptophyta, Magnoliopsida, Poales, Poaceae. The transcript has 14 exons. Bases 143 to 2314 code for a protein of 723 amino acids.
CCGCCGCCGCCGUUGCCCCGGCCGCCGCGGGCUUCGCGGGCACUCUCUUUGCUGAGGAUUUCUCCUCCGGCAACUGGAAUACGGCGAGCUUUAACUUGUAAAUUUCCGGGAGAGGAGGAUUGCAACAUAGUGUGGAGGAGCCAUGGCCGGGAAAGAGGAGAAGAAGUCGCGCAAGGAGAAGCGAAAAGAAGCGAGAUCAGAGAAGCAAAAAUUGCGCUUUCUUUCAUGGGUUCAGCAUCAGGGUGGCAAAAAUAAGAAGCCGGUAGUGACAUCUGUAGUAUCAAGUCCAACUCCAGUAGAGGAAAAGAAACCAGAGAAAGAACCUAGCAUCGUGAAGAAGAGGAGGAGGAGGGAUCCAGAGUCUAAGCCCAAAUCCAAGUCCAAAUUCCAGGAAUAUCUUGAGAUGGAGAGAGGCGGAGCUGUGAGCAGAGAGGAGGAUUUGGAGACAGAGAGGAGGCUAGCGAAGAAACUCAAGGUGAAGAAAGGAAAGUUGGGUGGUCCAGAUGAUGGUAUGGACAGCCUUUUUGCAGACCUUGGAUUUGAGGGUGACUUUGGUUCAGAUGAUGAAGCAAAAGAGUUUGAGUGGAAUACGGUAGAUCAUACUAAAGUAGACAAGAAAAAAGAGAAGAAGAAAAAGAAGAAAGUGACGAAUGAUUCUAUUGAGGAACUACAUGAUGAGGGUGUGGGUGAAGAGAAUGAUGAAGCAGUUCAGGAAUCUGAGAAUGAAGAACCUAAUGUGGUUGAACUACCUACGGCGUCAAAGGAGAAGUAUGUACCUCCAAGUCUGCGUGCUACUUCCAAUUUGGAAUCAGAAGAGAUCUCUCAGAUGCGCCGGAGAGUGAGAGGAUUACUGAACAGACUCUCAGAGUCAAAUGUGGAGUCCAUUACUCAGGAAAUCGCUGCGAUAUUUCGUUCAAUUCCAAGAAAUACUGGGUGCCAAGUAAUCGGUGAUGAAGUUUUGGCAAGUUGUUCACGAGGACCUCGUGGAAAUGAACAGUAUGCUGCUGUAUUUGCAUCAUUUGUUGCAGGUAUGGCAUGCCUGGUUGGCAAUGACUUCAGUGCCAAGAUCAUUGCCUCUCUUGCAAAGUCAUUUGAGGACGAGUACUCAAAAGAAGAUGGUCUAUCUCUGAGAAAUCUUACCUUGCUGCUCUGCUAUUUGUGCAUAUUUGAUGUCAUUUCAAGUGAUCUUAUAUAUGAUCUGCUAUCAGUGCUGAGCAAACGCCUGACAGAGCUGGAUGUCUCGACUGUAUUGACCAUUCUACAGUGCUGUGGAAUGAAGCUCCGGGGAGAUGACCCAGGUGCAAUGAAAGAUUUUGUUCUCAGUAUUCAGAACUCUGUAAACCAGUUGAAACAGAAAGCACGCCCAACUGGUCAAGAUAUUGGACAAGCAGAGAUGCAUAGCAAAAGAAUGGAAUUUAUGCUUGAGACAAUAUGUGACAUUAAGAACAACAAAAAAAGGCCCAAAGAGGAUCCUUCGCACCACACUCGUAUAAAAAAGUGGCUUCAAAAGAUGAAGGCAGAAGAUGUCCUCUUGCGUGGGCUUAAGUGGAAUAAGCUUUUGGAUCCUGAUAAGAAAGGGCAGUGGUGGUUGUCUGGGGAUGUUUCAUCCACUGUAGGCAAUAUUGAAGAAGUUGCAGCAGCUAUAAGCAAGCAGGUUGUUGAAGCACAAAAACUGGUUCAGCUUGCAGCUGCUCAGCGGAUGAACACUGACAUACGAAGAGCAAUUUUCUGCAUUAUAAUGAGUGCUGAGGACUAUGUGGAUGCUUUUGAGAAGCUCUUGAGGUUAGACCUUUCUGGGAAACAGGAUCGAGAAAUCAUAAGGGUCAUUGUUGACUGUUGUCUGCAAGAAAAGGUGUUCAAUAAGUAUUACACGGUCCUUGCCUCGAAGCUAUGCAGCCAUGAUAAAAAUCACAAGUUCAGUUUACAGUACUGCCUCUGGGAUCAUUUUAAGGAGUUAGAUACGAUGGAGUUGAAUCGAUCCAUGAAUCUUGCAAAACUAGUUGCAGAGAUGUUGGCAAAUUUUUCACUCUCGCUUGCAACCCUGAAGGUUGUCAAAAACCUGGCGGUGGAGGUGAUACCAAAAAGGAUCAUGCAUUUCCGAAUGCUGUUUGAGACCUUACUACAAAAGGAUGAUGCACUGGUGUGGAACGUCUUUACCCGCAUCGCUGGAAUUCCAGAGCUCGAAAUUUUGAGAGACGGCAUUGUGCUGUUCAUCAAACAGCAUGUUAUUGCUAAGGACACUGGUAAGGACUUGACUAGCAAAUUCAAGAUUGCAAAGAAAGCACUUGAUAAUACUGCUGGAGUUUUGAUGUAAUUUUUAUGUUUUCAAGGUGUUACCUUCCUCUACCCAUUUGGCUGGCCCGGUCUGGGCCUUCCCAGCAAAAAUUUUUUUUUCUUUGCCCCUCCAGUUAUGUGAUACAGCUCUAGGUUGUAGGUUCAUUAACACUUUGAAAAUAAAGGAAUAUUUUCAGUGUUGUUACCCACAUGAGGAAUUUGAGAGAAUCUUCUCUGUGACACUGAUGCUUUCGCAAUUAGAAAGCUUGUCCUUCUUAGAGACCUUAAUGGGUCUUGAAUGUUAAAUCACAAGUACUGGGAGAAUGAACACAUGCAAAUUUAAAGUACAAUUUCUUAGAUAAUACCUUUUAC